Setaria italica (foxtail millet) is the source of this 3006-nucleotide messenger RNA. Its product is annotated as 7-deoxyloganetin glucosyltransferase. The transcript has 2 exons. The coding region runs from base 1441 to 2913 and encodes 490 amino acids. Gene Ontology annotation, molecular function: UDP-glycosyltransferase activity. Lineage: Eukaryota; Viridiplantae; Streptophyta; Magnoliopsida; Poales; Poaceae. The record is from RefSeq and is a predicted model, not a curated record.
ACACCGAACGACGCCCUCCAAGACGAGCGCCUCGCUUGCAUCUCGCUCGCCCCCCACCCCUUCCCCUCUCCGGCUACACGGCCUUCCCUCCCGCAAGAGCCGCACGGACGGUAUGCUGCUGUGCUGGUCGUUCUCUCCUGGCGGCGCCUUCACGAACUCCCCAGGCAAUUAACCCUUCCUCAUCCUUCCAAUCUCUGAUGCCCAAUUGGAUUGAAUCGUAGGCUACGAAGGGGUCUUCUCUCCUGAUUUUUUUUUAUCUAUUUGGGCAGUAGAGAUAUCUUGAUGAUUUUUAUAUUGCACAAUGCAAUGCUGUCCUCCGAUACAAUCUUCACGUAAUAGCAUACAAUCUAUUAUUUAAAUUAAAUCUUAUUUAAUGUUUCAUACGUUACUACAUAUAUGUGGGAUAAAUUAAAAUGUCUAACGACGUACAUGCACCACUCGUACCAUCACAUUCAAACAACCAAACGAAAAUCAUGUAUGAUCAUGUACAGUCAAUCAAACACUUAACAUAUACCAUGCCAUUCAGGAUUAUUCCAUAAAUGACCUAUCCCAUUCAACCUCAUCCAACCAACCAAACACUACCUAAGUUGUGAAGUGCCGAGAGGUGACAUCGAUAAUUGAUGAUUCCAGUUAUCAACAUCAACAACAUCAAGAUCCCGACACUCGUGAUGAAUUAUCCACAAGCUUGUGCUGUAGCGACUAGAGCCAGUAGCACCCUGUAGCAGAUGUCACUUUGAGGUUCCUUCGGUUCCUUUGCUGAGGUUGCUUUGCUGGGCAAUGCUUGCUUUGCCUAGCUGAGCAAGGUUAGGCAAGAAAUAGCUAAGUUGUUUGGUUAUUUUGUCUAGUGAGCAAGCUUGCCUGAGUGCUCUUACCGAAGCAGUAACAUGUACAGACUUUUGCAACAUAUACUGCUUUUACCCACACCAGCAUUACAUGUACCUCAAAUAAAAUAAUAAAGCAACAGCUAUUGUGUCCCACUAACCAGCGGUACAUGCAAGUAGCUGCUAGCACUUAAUGCUGUUCUUUGAUCAAAGCACACUUACAUUGAUGCUGGUGCUUUCCUUGCCCACGCCGGAGAGCAAAAUUGGCUCGCCUAGCUCAGCAAGCUUUUCCUUGCUCGGACAAGCAAGCUUGCCCAGCAAAGCAACUUUCUAGAGCAGGCACCAAAUGCAUAUCCUUGCCCAGCAAGGUCAGGCUAGGCUGGGCAAAGGAUCCAAAUGUCUCGUCUCCACCAUGGCACUAUACGUUACCACUAGGGACACGUGACCGAACAAAACCAGCCAUCACUGUCACGCGCCACCUGCUUUACCACAAACCGGCCGCCUUUGUGGAGGAACAUCACCUCCGGAUCAUCUGCGACUGCGAACACUCGUCCCUGAAUCCCAGGCGUCACCGGCGGUCGGCGCAACUCCAGGCGGCCGGAUACCGGGACCGGUGACGAUGAGCUCCGACGACGCGCCACGGCGGCCGCACGCCGUGCUCAUCCCGCAGCCGGCGCAGGGCCACGUCACGCCGAUGCUGCACCUCGCCAAGGCGCUGCACGCCAAGGGGUUCCACAUCACCUACGUCAACUCCGAGUACAACCACCGCCGCCUGCUCCGGUCCCGCGGGCCGGACUCCCUCGCCGGCGCCGACGGCUUCUGCUUCGAGGCCGUGCCGGACGGCCUGCCGCCGUCCGACAACGACGACGUCACGCAGGACAUCGCGGCGCUCUGCCUCUCCACCACCGAGCACAGCGCCGCGCCCUUCAGGGACCUGCUGGCGAGGCUGAACGCCAGGCCAGGGAGCCGAGCGCCAGCGGUCAGCUGCGUCAUAGCCGACGGCGUGAUGAGCUUCGCGCAGAGGGUCGCCGAGGAGAUGGGCAUCCUGGCCUUGGUCUUCUGGACAACGAGCGCGUGCGGCUUCAUGGGGUACCUCCACUUCGCCGAACUCAUCAGGCGAGGCUACGUGCCACUGAAAGACGAAAGUGACCUGACAAACGGGUACCUGGACACCGCGAUCGACUGGAUCCCCGGCAUGCCGGGCAUGCGCCUGAAGGACAUCCCCAGCUUCAUCAGGACGACGGACCGGGACGACGUGAUGCUCAACUUCGACGGCGGCGAGGCGCAGAACGCGCGCAAGGCCCGCGGGGUCAUCCUCAACACCUACGACGCGCUGGAGCAGGGCGUGGUGGACGCGCUGCGCCGCGAGUUCCCGCGCGUGUACACCGUCGGCCCGCUCGCCGCGUUCGCGAACGCCGCGCGGGGAGGCGAGCUGGACGCCAUCGGCGGGAACCUCUGGAAGGAGGACACGAGCUGCCUCCGGUGGCUCGACACCCAGCGGCCGGGUUCCGUCGUGUACGUCAACUUCGGCAGCAUCACGGUUAUGACCCCCGCUCAGCUCACGGAGUUCGCUUGGGGCCUGGCGGGCUGCGGCAGGCCGUUCCUGUGGAUCAUCAGGCCGGACCUCGUCUCCGGCGAGAACGCCAUGCUGCCGGAGGAGUUCGUCACGGACACCAAGGAAGGGGGUGUUCUUGCGAGCUGGUGUCCGCAGGAGCUGGUCCUCUCGCACCCGUCCGUCGGGCUGUUCCUGACGCACUGCGGCUGGAACUCGACGCUGGAGAGCAUAUGCUCUGGUGUACCGAUGCUCUGCUGGCCCUUCUUCGCCGAGCAGCCGACGAACUGCAGGUACGUGUGCGCCAAGUGGGGGAUCGGGAUGGAGAUCGACAGCGACGUGAGGAGGGAGGAGGUGGCGCGGCUCGUGCGAGAGGCCAUGGACGACGAGAGCGGCAAGGCGAGGAGGGUGAAGGCGAUGGUGUGGAAGGAGAAAGCCAAGGAAGCCGUGGAGGAAGGCGGAUCCUCGAGGAAGAACUUGGACCGCCUCGUUGAAUUUUUGCUCGCAGGAAAUGAUGAUUUCCAAGCUGAAUCUGCUUAAACAUGAGCUGUGGUGAUCUUCCAAUUAUCCUAAUCUUUCUCCUGGGAAUUGACUCCUUUUGUUCGAAGUGAAAGAUUUCAUGUCUCGACUCAA